Messenger RNA from Gigantopelta aegis, 1687 nucleotides. Its product is annotated as protein C12orf4 homolog. Lineage: Eukaryota; Metazoa; Mollusca; Gastropoda; Neomphalida; Peltospiridae. The record is from RefSeq and is a predicted model, not a curated record. The transcript is spliced from 11 exons. Gene Ontology annotation, cellular component: cytoplasm. The coding region runs from base 170 to 1672 and encodes 500 amino acids.
AAUGUCAGCGUCCAUGGAAGUACUCCCACUUCCUAAUUAAUAAUUCUGUAAUAUGAGCUGAUGCACAAGGGAACUAUUGUCGUAGCACUGUAUAUUGUGUGCUGCUAUUUGUUUAACGCAACUAUGUAGAUGAUUUUGGGACGGUUUGUAAGGUCGUUGUGUUGUGAAGAUGUCUGCGAGUGUUGAGAAGGAGUUUGUGUUCACGUUCCGGAGUAAAAACCUCCGAUCCACGCUGACCGUUCCGGUGACCAUCCCACUGCCGACAUCGGUGUCCGAAUUUGUCGGGCGCGUCGUUCUCGCGCACAACCUGCCGUGUUUCGUCGAACAUGAAUUAAAAGAAUUACUAGAUGAGUUUGUUACCAAGGAAACAGCGAAGCUACACGAUGAGAAUGCCGAAGAAGUUAUGAUGAAAGUGAAGAACGGAAGCGUUUCGGCCCAGUCUCUGAUUGACAGGUGGAACAAGGCUUUUACUCAGGAAGUGAAGGAGUUUGCGAGGCCAGAGGAGGUGAGUAACGAGCAGGUGUUCUCAGAGGUGUACCACUCCCUGAUCCACUCCCCUGCCCUGGAGACCCUCCUCAACCUGGAGCACACAUACGCCAUGGCAAUGGACGACAUCAUCGAGCAGAGAAACCUCGACCUCGAACAUCUGGACAACACGCAACGUGGAGACAUGGAAGAAGCACUGAAGAAUGUUGGCAGUUCAUACACCGAUGAGAACAUCAACCAGUUAGCCCAAAGACACUUUGAUAGCAACCAGCUGAUCUCUAGUAAGUGGGUGAGUGAGUUGUUUAAUUACAGGAAUCAUUUGUGUAAUGAGGCAAGGGAAGAGUUUAUUAUGUUAGUGUUUAAUUACAGGAAUCGUUUGCGUAACCUGUCGACGACGUUACCGGAGGCGGAGGAUGCCGAGCGACAGGCUCACACGACACGACUCGAGGAGAGUUUCACGAUCCACCUCGGUGCCCAGAUGAAGACGACUCACAACCUGCGUUUGGUGUGUACCGACGUGCUGGAUUUCUGUCGACACAAGCCGCACACCGUCGGUGGUGUGAUGAUUCCGGAGCCUCAGCGCCUCCAGACAGCCAUGUCGCUGUACUCGACCUCUCUGUGUGGCCUCAUCCUGCUGGUGGACAAUCGACCCAACUCCUACACCGGCAUCAAACGAGACUUUGCCAAGGUUUGUGAGCAGUCCACAGACUUCCACUUCCCAGAUCUUGACGACCAGUUUGCCGUUAUACAGCAGGAACUCAUCACGGCUAAUGAGAUGCGAGGUCGGAGGUCACUGGAGCAGGAUGCAGACGAAGUGAGCAUCAAGAGUACUGGAAGUGUUGUGAGCAACACCAGUAACUCCAGUGGGAGUCAGGGGAGGCCGGCCCCCGCUGGCCCCGUGUGUCUGGAGACCGGUGACUGGUACGUGACGAAACACUCGAACCUGUCAGAGGUCCACGCAGUGUUCCACCUCGUCGUCGAUGGCACAGCACGCUCCAGCGACAUCUCGUCACGCCAUCCUGUCAUCCUUAGCAUCCGCAACAUCAUCAAGCUGUGUUUCCGCUACAACAUCGAUACGCUAACCAUCCCGCUCCUCCUAACUCACGAGAUGUCAGAGGUCAGUCGGGGAGAGACGGCUCAUUACAGGGGAGGUGGGGGAUUUGUCUUGGGAGGUGGUGCAACUUAACUAAUGCCUAAUAUA